Messenger RNA from Pseudomyrmex gracilis, 2192 nucleotides. RefSeq names its product hornerin-like. The record is from RefSeq and is a predicted model, not a curated record. The coding region runs from base 95 to 1522 and encodes 475 amino acids. Lineage: Eukaryota; Metazoa; Arthropoda; Insecta; Hymenoptera; Formicidae. The transcript is spliced from 2 exons.
GUAGCAAUGCCAGAAACCAUAACAUCAUUCAACCACUUGGCUGCCACAACCAGUGCCACAACUAGUUAAAAGUGCAACCCUCAUUGCGGUGAACAUGCAGUCAAUUGUGUUUCUGGGGCUGGCGAUACUCGUAUGCGGCGUUUGCGGCAGGGAUUUUCGCGGUGAAAAUCUGCCGCGUCAGCUUCGAGUGCUCUUGAAGGACAAGCGCGGUCUCAACGAUAACUCUCAGGCAUACUCGUCGCAUGGAUCUUCUUCCUACUCAGCUCCUAUUCACUCGAGCUUAGGUUCCGGUUACAGUCUAGGAGGAUCAUCCAGUUUCUCCCUCGGACACGCCGGGCUUCACAGCUUGGGUUCCGUCGGCCAAGGAAUCGGAUAUUCUUUAUCUCCCUCCAGCAGCUUUGGUUCUCUUGGAUCGGGUUACUACUCGUCUGGACUGGGCCAUGGCUUGUUGAAUCUUCAGGGUGGCUCUUUGGGUGGACACACAGCUCAGAGCACGUACGCCGUGCCCGCUAUGGCAAGCAUCAGUUUGGGAAGCGGCGGAGGAAGCAACGGACUUUUUACUCCAUCGAAAACCGGUCCCGUCACCUUCGGCAGUCACGGAAGUGGCGGCACUUCCAGUUCGUACACACCGAUGUACGCUCCGCCAUCUCCUGGACUUUCGGCUUAUAGAGGAGACUCAAGCGUUAAUUUUCCUGUCACGUUGGGAUCGUCUCAUGGCUCCCCGUAUGGUCUAUCGUUGGACUCUUCGGGAUCUUCAAGUUACAGUCUUCCCGCUCAGUCUCUGUCUUCGAGUCCUUCACACGUGACGGGCGGUUUAGUUAUCGCUAGUGGUAGCUCGCAUGGCGGACCCUCCAGCUACAAUCUUCCAGUGUCUGGAUCUUCUCACGGCAUCUCUGCACUCAGUUCUUCAGGCUUGCACGGAGCGUCUUCUGCGUACUCUUUCCCAAUAACUUCUGGAUCUCACGGACUCUCGGCGUUAUCUUCCAAUUCCGCGUCGUCCAGUUAUUCUGGACCUGUUUCUUCAGGAUCUUAUGAUUCCAGCUCUCACGGACUGCCGAGCGCAUCAUCCGACAGCUACGAACUGCCGAUCUCUUCGGGAUCUUCGAGCUCCGGGUCUUCGUCUGGGAAGUAUGUGUUGCCGAAUUCGGACACCAGCUACUCAUCCGCCAGUAGUUCCAGCUACUCUAGUCCCAAGUCUAGCUACUCUAGCCCAAGCGUUACGCGCGUAGCUCCAGGUUCUAGCUACGCAACUUCUUCCAGUUCCGGUUAUUCGAAUUACGCGAGUCCUAGUUCCAGUUACUCCAGCCCCUCAGCGACCUACGCCGCGCCUUCAAGCUACACGCCUAUAUAUUCGAGUUCUUCCGGUUCCUACGGAACGUCUGCGGAAUCGCAGCACGGAGCUUAUUCCAAUGUGAAUCCGAGGUAUCUAGGAUACGUCGCGUCGAAAUCGUACGACUCCACCGAUUCCGGAAAUACAAAAUACGACACGAUCUCGUAUUCGAGUCCUAACGGAAAAUAUUAAGCAGCUAUUAUUUUUUUAAUUUAUAUACUUUGUAGUUUAUUUGUGAGUUUUCUAAUAUCAACAUUUAUCAAACAUUUGCUCUGAUAACCGCUUAGGAAUUAUAAUCGCUGUUUGUUUUCUUGUGAGUGAAAAAAAUUUUAAAUUUUUUAACUUAAGAUAAUUGUAUUUAUCUGAUUCUAUGCUGACUUAUAAUCUUGCCAUGAAAAAUAAUUCCGAUUGCGAUACGAGAAUUAGAUCGGAAUGUCACGCUGUUAAAAAUAAUAUAAUGGCACAGGAUUCAGAAAGAGUUGCUUUGAUAUAUUUAUACUUAAUUUAUAUUACUUUUGUUUUGUAUUCUGAUUUAUUGUAUUUAAUGCCGUUAUCUAUUUAUGUUACAAAUAGAGAUGGUUUAGUAUUUCUGUUGUACAUCCCUUGUAUUGACGAAGAGAAUUGUGAUUUUUGUUGUUUAGUUUUAUAUUUUGUAAUAAAAAUCUGAAUACAUACAAACACACAAAAAACCAAACCUAUAUUUUUAAGUCUGAUCGCUUGUAAUAGCUUUAGUGACUAAAAUUAAUUUAGAACGCAACUCACAAAUCUCUGAGACUGGAAAUCAACAUUUAUUGAUUCGCAAAAAAUAUUAUUACUAAUUAUAAGUUGUGCGCUAUACGUAAAUAAACACGCAAUAAGAUUC